GGGACAGAUGAAGACAUGCCUACCAGUCAACCAGUUUAAGGGUAACACUGAAGGAAAAGAAGGGAGAGACUACACAAACUACAGGACAACUUUUGGCACACAAUCACUAUAACGCAGAAGUUCGCAAGACUUUGACGACGGUUUUGUCAUCCUAGGCCGCCUGUCCUUGCUCUCAGGCUCUCAGAGAGUUCCACUCUCACUCUCAGCAUGGCUGCACAUGCCGAUGAGCCUGUGUUCGCUGCCCGGCGCUACAAUGAGGAAACCACAAGGGAGUCUGCGUUUGUUUACACAAAUGCCAACAAUACAAGAGAUCCAUUUGAGGGACCCAACUAUCACAUUGCCCCUCGAUGGGUCUACAACCUAGCAUCCUUAUGGAUGAUCAUUGUUGUUAUCGCAUCAAUCUUCACUAACAGUCUGGUAAUUAUAGCUACAGCAAAGUUCAAGAAGCUGCGACACCCUCUAAACUGGAUUCUGGUAAACCUGGCUAUAGCCGAUCUCGGGGAGACAGUUCUUGCCAGCACAAUCAGUGUGUUCAACCAGGUCUUCGGCUACUUUGUCCUUGGACACCCAAUGUGCAUUUUUGAGGGAUGGACGGUGUCUGUUUGUGGUAUCACAGCUCUGUGGUCUCUGACUAUAAUCUCCUGGGAGCGCUGGGUGGUUGUGUGCAAGCCAUUUGGUAAUGUUAAAUUUGAUGGCAAAUGGGCAGCAGGAGGCAUUAUUUUUGCCUGGACUUGGGCCAUUAUCUGGUGCACCCCUCCAAUCUUUGGCUGGAGCAGGUACUGGCCCCAUGGUCUGAAGACAUCUUGUGGCCCUGAUGUGUUCAGCGGCAGUGAGGAUCCAGGAGUGGCCUCCUACAUGGUCACACUGCUGCUUACCUGCUGUAUUCUUCCUCUCUCCGUCAUUAUCAUUUGCUACAUCUUCGUCUGGAAUGCCAUCCACCAGGUCGCCCAGCAGCAGAAAGACUCAGAGUCUACCCAGAAGGCAGAGAAGGAAGUGUCCAGGAUGGUGGUAGUGAUGAUCCUUGCCUUUAUCCUGUGCUGGGGACCAUAUGCCUCCUUUGCCACCUUUUCUGCAUUGAACCCUGGUUAUGCCUGGCACCCACUGGCAGCUGCUCUGCCCGCUUACUUCGCCAAGAGUGCCACCAUCUACAAUCCCAUCAUUUAUGUCUUCAUGAACCGCCAGUUCCGGAGCUGUAUCAUGCAGCUGUUUGGAAAGAAGGUGGAGGAUGCAUCAGAGGUUUCUGGCUCUACCACAGAAGUGUCUACGGCUUCAUAAAAAUCUAUGGCGCCCUUUACUGGAUACACGAAAAUAUAUCAGGAUCUCACAUGGACUGCAGUCACUAUCAACCUGCACAGUCUGCUACAUGCAUUAUGGUCACCUAGCAUAGCUCAGCUACAUGAAGAAAUCUUUAUAUUUCAUAUCAGGACUCUAUGAAUGAUAGUGGCUAUGAUGACAUUUAUCAUUCAGUGUGCAGGGCAUUCUGACAUAUGCUCAACAAUGCUCCGUUGUUUGCUGUGCAUCUGGACUUUCUUUUUGAUAUGCUGGAAUUCUGCAUGCAAUAUAUUCCUUAACCACUGACCUCUGCAACUGAAUAUCAACAGCUGAACCAGGAAUGAAGGCUGAAAAUGACCCACACCCUCACCCCCCAAUUCAUGCCAAUCACAGCUUUGUGUCAGCCAUAAACUAUUUGUCUAUGGCUAGAGGUGGAAUGUCUGAAAACUUUAACGUUUUGUAAUAUUUUAAGAAACAAUGCAACAAAAUUCUCAGAGCAUUGCAUUCAGUUGUUCUCAUUCUUGCAAUGGGAACAAUUUCCUGCCUGAUUUGAACCACAAGUUCAAAUUUUAAAGCUGCUAAAUCCAAAACAUGAGUUAUUGGCAUCUAUUGGUCCAUAUCAAGGCAGUCUUCAUAUAACCUGUGCUGCGUUUGUCUAUGAACCUUUCGGAUUUUUUUAGAUUACAUAUGCAUUUUUUAAAAAGAAAAAAAAAACAAAUAUGUAUAUUUAUUGUUUUUUCUUUAGCAAAAUAAAGCAAAUGUUUGCAAAUUAAA
Molecule: messenger RNA, 2046 nt
Organism: Astyanax mexicanus (Mexican tetra)
Lineage: Eukaryota; Metazoa; Chordata; Actinopteri; Characiformes; Acestrorhamphidae
Gene: g103
Product: green-sensitive opsin-1
Exons: 6
Coding region: 208-1275 (355 amino acids)
Biological process (GO): G protein-coupled receptor signaling pathway; phototransduction; visual perception
Cellular component (GO): membrane; photoreceptor outer segment
Molecular function (GO): G protein-coupled receptor activity
Source: RefSeq, a predicted model, not a curated record